AUGUUCAAAGUGCUAACAAUUCUCUUCCUGUUUCUAGUAUCACAGCCAACAAGAGGUGCUUACAAUGUGACAUUGUUGAAAUCUAUUCUAAGCGGCAUCUCUACUCGGGAGCAGUGGAUAAAUACCCCAAUCUUCGUGGGACACAAUACGAAAAGGGAGGAUCUAAAUGACCUGAUUAUUUGGCUUCACCAAACAAUGGGAGUUACUAGCCUAACGAUGAACGCAUUUCUCCAACCCGAAAGGCUCAAGCCCCUUGGUCACUUUAGAAUGACUAGAAACAAUGCCAUCGGUUUGUUCUUUUGUCAUGGUAGACAAGAUGUUGUGUGGUUUACUCUGGAUAGAAGUCUACAAAAAUUGCGUCGCAUUCGUCUGAUCAUCAUGCUGCGUUCCCAAAGAAGUGGUUCCCACAAGGCUAUUCAAUCCAUAUUCAACACUCUCUGGCAGUUUCAAUUCCUCAACGUUCUCGUCCUGCACAAAGAUCACAUUUACUCCUACACUCCGUAUCCUGUGGUGCGUUUUUUCAAGUUGGAUAUUCAUUCGAAUCCGCUUUUUCCACCUGCAGCGAGGAAUUUCCAGGGAUAUGUGGUGUCCACUCCAGCGGAGAAUGAUAUUCCAAGAGUAUUUCAUGUCCAGGAACCUGGCACUGGGCGGAAGACGGUGCGGGGAUAUGCCUAUCGCGCGUUUGUGGAGUAUCUGAAUCAUCAUAACGCCUCGCUACACCUCACAAAUCCCGACCAGAGUCUUGACCCUACGACUAGUGUGAAUAUGAGCGGCAUUUUGCAGUUAAUAAUGGACGGACAACUGGAGAUCUCCAUGCACCCGUACGUAAGCACACCGCAGAGGACAGUCAAGAGUUACCCCUUGGGAAUAUACAGAAAUUGCCUGAUUGUGCCAGUGCGAAAUGAGAUCCCCAGACAUAUGUACCUCCUGCGACCAUUCCAUUUGUACAGCUGGUAUAUUCUGUCGUUCGCAGUUGUAUACAUCACGGGAAUUCUCUAUUUGAUGAGUCCAAAACCAGGUACUUCCUGGCCCCAGCGCUUGGGUUUGAACUUUCUGGAUGCCGUAAGCAAGAUCCUCUUCAUCAGCUCACCCGUAGUAACUUACAGACCAUCGUGGCGCUACUACAUGGUUUUCCUACAACUUUCUGUCUUGGGAUUCAUUACCACAAGUUGGUACAACAUUGAGUUGGACAGCUUUUUCACAACCAUGGUCGUGGGCGAGCAAGUGAAUAGCGUGGAACAGCUCAUCCAGCAGCAACAAAAGGUUCUGUCCAAGGAGUAUGAAAUUAGCACUAUUCUGCGCCAUGUUGAACCUCGUUUGGUGGACAAAGUGAGUCGGCUUUUGGUGGGGGUAAAUGCCAGUGAACAGGUGUCCGCCCUGCUCAGUUUCAAUCGCAGCUACGCCUACCCUUUCACCGAAGAACGCUGGCAGUUCUUUGCCAUGCAACAGCAGUAUGCCUUUAAGCCGAUAUUUCGCUUCUCAACCGCUUGCCUGGGAUCCCCACACAUCGGUUAUCCAAUGCGCAUAGACAGCCAUUUGGAGUCGACCCUCAACAUGUUCAUUAUGAGGAUUCAGGAUGCUGGUCUGCUGCAGCACUGGCUGGUCUCCGACUUCAAUGAUGCCAUGCGCGCUGGAUAUGUGAGAUUUCUGGACAAUGUCCUGGGCUAUCAACCUAUUGAUGUGAAUACUUUGCGACUGGGCUGGUGUGUUUUGGGAAUUGGUUGGUUGCUGUCUGCCCUGGUUUUCGCUGUCGAGCGCUGGCAUCUUUACCCCUGGCGUCUUUCUGCCUAACUUAGUAAAUAAAUACAAAUUCU
Molecule: messenger RNA, 1814 nt
Organism: Drosophila takahashii
Lineage: Eukaryota; Metazoa; Arthropoda; Insecta; Diptera; Drosophilidae
Gene: Ir51b
Product: Ionotropic receptor 51b
Source: RefSeq, a predicted model, not a curated record